CUGUUUUUUGUGUAUUGAAUUUAUUUUAACAAUUCGUUAAACAUGUCGCUUGUUGCUUAUGCCGCCAGUUCUGACGAGGAUUCGGAAAUUGAAGAAGAAAACCCGGGGUCCCAAGCCGAACUGGUUAAAGAAGCAUUGGCCAAUCCGAACGAAUAUAGCGCAACAGACGCUUCCAAAGAAGAGUCCAGAGAACAAAAAUUAUCCAGUGGUCACAUUAGCGAUGAGGACGACGAUUACGUUCCCCAAGAAGUGUCAUUGCAAGACUUGAAGCCUCCCACCGAAAGAGUUCUAUUGACCUUACCCAAACCAAAAGUCACUGCUUCUGCUAACAACCCAGAAGAUGAUGAUGUGGACGAGCUAGUCGCCCCCGUCUUUGCCAAACUUCCAAUGCCACGAAUAGCAGCAUUAGGAAAAGUCAUUAUAGAGGAAAAGGACGAUGAGUUUCUGCAUAAAAAGGUGCUACCAAUUGAAAUAGAGAAACCUCCACCACCGCCAGUAAAGGGACGCGUAAAGAUCAGUAUUCCAUCGCUUCGUGAUUUCUCUGAUGUGGACCGGGAAAAAGCUGAUAAGGCUAAACACAAAAUAGACAAACCAAAUGUUCCCAAGGGAUCGGGUCUGCUUGGUCUGCUGCCCCAGGCAAAAUCAGAGCGUAACUUUUCCAAAAAUUCUUCAUCUGUGUCAGCAACUGCUUCAGCAAACAUCACUGCUACUGCUACCUCAACGAAUACUCGUAUAGAUGCUCGAUCAACUCCAGCUUUUGUGCCCGAUACAGUAAAGCAACGUCGAGCAGCCCACAAUACCGAAGGUGUUGAUGGCACUAAGGCGACUAAAAAGAAAAAUAAUGAAGGGGAUGCUCUGAAACCGACAAAAUCCAAGCAUACAACUAAACCUACUGCCUUGGUGAAUGCCAGCGAUAGUGACGAUGAUGAUGAGGAUGGAUCUGGAGACUUUUUCUCUCUGAACUCCGAACAAAAACUGCCUGAAGUGAGCAGCAAUGAGAUCAGCGCUCUAGUAGCCAAACGAGCGGCCAAAAUGGUGGAGGCCAGUAGUAAAUACCUCGAGGAGAUUGCCGAAAAGGAAGCAGCCGAAGCAGAGACCGCCCGACUUGAGGAGGAGCAAACACUGUUAGCACAAAAGCGAUACCACGAGCAGCAGCUAAACUCAGAAGCCAUGGAUGCACUGGUGGGCAAGAAUGCUAAGCGCCGUCGGAAGGAGGCCAAGGAGAUGCAGGUUAUCGACAUAUCUGGGUCGCAGGUAUUGCCCGAUCGUGAGGAAUGGAUGCGAACAGCGCUGGCCUCGUCCACCACCUUCCAGCCUACCGGCGUUCUAACGGACGAGGAGCCAGUGGCAGGGACGCGGCGAAAGCACCAGAUCACCUACCUGGCGCACAAGGCAAAGGCCAACGAAGCCGAGCUGCAGGCUAUGUGGUCAGCCAACCGGCAGACCCGUCGGGCCACCCAAAGCAAAUACGGCUUUUAAGUUUCCACUUUAUGUACACCUAAUCCUACAAUAUAUUCUUAAAUCUACUGAAUCCAA
Drosophila eugracilis is the source of this 1536-nucleotide messenger RNA. RefSeq names its product proline-rich protein PRCC. Gene Ontology annotation, cellular component: nucleus. The transcript has a single exon. Bases 43 to 1479 code for a protein of 478 amino acids. Lineage: Eukaryota; Metazoa; Arthropoda; Insecta; Diptera; Drosophilidae. The record is from RefSeq and is a predicted model, not a curated record.